AUGAGUCUAUCUGCGAUUGUCAUCAAUGAGACCGAAAGUGUCGGGCCAUCAUCACCCCUGUCAUGUAUUUUUUCGUCACCUAGUUCUGAUGAACACAGUAGUGAUCCGGGAACACCGCCGCCCAUAUUCUCAUGCCACGAUUUUAGACAUUGUGGUGCUGUGGGCCGCCCGAUUGGAGCCCCUGGGUGUGAUCUUACAACACUAGCUUGGUGUCCUGGACUUAAUUUGCCCGGGCUAAACCUUACCACUCCACCCUCUCUGUAUGGCGGUCACAUACAUCCAUUGCCCAAUCCAAUUGUCACCUGUGGAUUUUGCAGAGUACACGAAACCACUUACCUUCCAGGAAAGGUCGUUUAUGUCGACGCCGAAGCAACCGCGAACUAUCAUUCUGGCCACCGCAACCAACUUUGCCACAGCUGUAUCCGCGGCGAAGUAGAACUAUAUUGGAUGCGCCAGGGUACACCUGCACCUGGCAACUCAAGUGUCAUAUGGGCACGUCAAUGGCCGCUAGCCAACGGCCUCCAAGACCUAUGCACGUGCGCUACAACAUCCAUUGCAAUAUGGGCAAACACGCACUGCCAUGCCUGCCGCGACACAAUAUUUCUAGAAACUUGCUGGAGACCCUACACCAAUGCAGAAGACAUCCUGCGCCGGCACACAAAACCAGUCAUAACAGGCAAGAAACGCUGCCGCCUGCAAGACGCCACUCAGCCUGAAAACAGGAUCUCCAACACCGUCUUCAAUAAUCGCAGAGCCAGAGGCAUCGGCCGCAUGUGUCCAUGUGGCGAGAAACCCAAACUACCGAGUAACCUAGAAUACAUCACCGUUUGUUUUAGUUGCUCGGGCGUCAGAAUCGAUCCCGCGAAUUUACCGCCUGAGCUGCAGCAGGGGCCAAUCAUGGAGACGCUCAAUCGGCGCCAGAGGCUGAGGCCGCGGCCGCUGGCGAGGACGAAGGGACCUCGGGCUGCGGCGAGGUCGCAUAUGUUUAGGGUUAAUAUUGAGUUUGGGUGGUUACUCCCAGGGGAUACGCGGGUUGGUGGGCAGUGA
Exserohilum turcica Et28A is the source of this 1047-nucleotide messenger RNA. RefSeq lists its product as uncharacterized. The coding region runs from base 1 to 1047 and encodes 348 amino acids. NCBI's taxonomy places the organism in Eukaryota, Fungi, Ascomycota, Dothideomycetes, Pleosporales, Pleosporaceae. The record is from RefSeq and is a predicted model, not a curated record. The transcript has a single exon.